This is a messenger RNA of Pogona vitticeps (central bearded dragon), 8860 nucleotides long. RefSeq names its product attractin like 1 (gene ATRNL1). The record is from RefSeq and is a predicted model, not a curated record. Gene Ontology annotation, molecular function: protein binding. Lineage: Eukaryota; Metazoa; Chordata; Lepidosauria; Squamata; Agamidae. Gene Ontology annotation, cellular component: Golgi apparatus.
AAAGUGAUGCAAUGGAGCACGACGCGCGGCGCCUUUAAGGGGGCUUCUCUCCGGCAGCUUGCUGCACAUGCUCAGCUCUUCUUUGUGUGGUAGUUUUCUCUCCAGAGCUCCCUUGCAAAGCUGUGGAGAAGGUUCAGGCUUGCAGCAGGCAAGUCGUUUGGCCGAUGCUGCCCGCCGCUUCUGCCGCUCACAAGACGGAGGAGAGCCAUUCCUCUCGAGCCUGAUCCCAAGCGGUGCAAAAAAAAAGGAGUCCGUCUGGGGUGGCUGGGACAGGAACUUUUGAGGGGCGGGAGGUAAACAACUCCCCCCCCCGCCCCGGGCAGCCGUUUGCCUCUGCGAGCCUCCUUUUUGACUUCUUCCAGCCGAGGCCAGAGGGCUCUCCUUAAAGUCUCCAGCCCUUUUCACUGCAGUUAGUCCAGCCACUGGGAUCCUGAAGUGUGAGCCUCGGGCAGCUUGCGUCCUCCUGCCUGCGGGGAUUCUGCCCGAGAGAAUAAAAAGCGCCGCGGCCGCCGUCGGUCACGCUGGCUGAGGAGGAGCCUGCCCGGCAGUCAAAGGAAGAGGCGGGCGGGCGGAGGGGGGCGAGGGAGAGAGGAGGUGGCCGAGGGGCAGAUUUAACUAGAGUCGACGGAGAGGAGGAGAAGGGAGCCUGCCUCAGCCCCCGCCAGUCGCUCGCCUCUGAAAGCAGCUUACAAUUAGCCUUUUAAAAAUGGCUGCUUGCAAACUGUCAGCUGGGACAGGCGAGGGCUUUUAACUCUCCCCUCCCAUUUUAGUGGGCGAGGAGCGAAGAGAGGGGCUGCCUUCGCCUCUUCCCCGCCCUCCGGCUGACUUGGUUUGGGAUGCUGGGAAGGCGCUGAGGAGGCUCCGACGCUUCGCUCUUCCUCUCAGUGCCCGCCCCGGAGAGGAAGCAUCACCUCCGCUACCGUGUCUUGCCCUGCUGUUGCUGCUGAACGAGGACGAGCCGAGGAAGGCAUAGGCGGUGGAAGGAAGGGGGCGAGGGACAGAGGGAAGGGCUGCAUGGUCUUUGGGGAGCGGGGAGGGGGGGUGGAGGCAAGCAUGUGGUGAAAGGAGAAGCUACAAGGUCAGGAGACAGUCCUCUGUUCAUGGAAGACGGGGGGCAAUGAGCCCUGAGGACGAAGAGGAAGGGGAGGCGGGAAGGCUGCCGCUGCUUUCCCUGAGGGAUAACGAGGAGGUGGUGUGAAAAGCUUGGGAGGGAAGCCAGGAUUGGGGCCGGGUUGCCCUCCUGUUCCUCCCGCAUUUCCCCCUCCUCCAAGAAUUAAUUAAUUCUCUUCAGGACACAUUGGGCCAGCCUGGGUGUUUCUGGGAAGGUCUCUCCUCGGUCGCGUCACCGCCGUCCGUGCUCCACUCGGCCCGCGCUCUCCCUGACCGGGGCGAUGUGCGCGGAGUGACGGGGAAUUGUUUUCAUCCUUGCUCGGUUUGCGAAAAGGAACCGGGCUAAUCGGUCUUCCCUGCUUCCAAGCCGGGCUCUUAGGAGAGCUGGCUGCGGAUGUGCUGUGUAGCAACGAUGCUGGAUCCUUUGGGGAAAGUCCUGCGCAGGAUAGGAGGCCCUCCUGCGGUCCUGGGAGCCUGGAGACCGUUUCCUUGUUCCUCUUGCUGCUUGGCCACCUUCUUGGAUAUGAAUAACUGGCUGCUUUUUUACGGAUUACUGUACCUAGUGCUGUAUGCCCAAGUCUCCCACUCUAAGCCUUGUGAAAGGACCUCCUGUUUCUCCGGCAGAUGUGUCAAUUCCACCUGCCUCUGUGACCAAGGCUGGGUAGGAGAUCAAUGCCAGCAUUGCCAAGGCAGAUUCAGGUUAACUGAACCUUCAGGAUAUUUAACAGAUGGACCAAUAAAUUAUAAAUAUAAAACUAAAUGUACAUGGUUAAUUGAAGGAUAUCCUAAUUCAGUUUUAAGAUUAAGAUUUAAUCAUUUUGCCACAGAAUGUAGUUGGGACCAUAUGUAUGUAUACGAUGGAGAUUCAAUAUAUGCACCUUUAAUAGCUGUAUUUAGUGGUCUUAUAGUUCCAGAAGUACGUGGAAAUGAAACUGUACCUGAAGUAGUUACUACAUCUGGCUAUGCAUUGCUACACUUUUUCAGCGAUGCUGCUUAUAAUCUAACAGGAUUUAAUAUUUUUUACUCAAUUAAUUCAUGUCCAAAUAAUUGCUCAGGUCAUGGAAAAUGUACAACUAGUAGCUCGAUUCCAAGCCAAGUAUAUUGUGAAUGUGACAAGUAUUGGAAAGGAGAAGCCUGUGAUAUUCCUUAUUGUAAAGCUAACUGUGGAAGUCCUGAUCAUGGCUACUGUGAUUUGACAGGAGAGAAACUGUGUGUGUGCAAUGACAGCUGGCAAGGUCCUGAUUGUUCUUUGAAUGUUCCUUCCAUGGAGUCAUAUUGGAUUUUACCUAAUGUGAAGCCAUUUAGCCCAUCUGUAAGCCGGGCAUCCCAUAAGGCAGUUCUACAUGGCAAAUUUAUGUGGGUGAUUGGUGGAUAUGCAUUUAAUUACAGCACAUUCCAAAUGGUGUUAAACUAUAACUUGGAAAGCAACAUCUGGAACGUGGUACCUGUAUCAAAAGGACCUCUUCAGAGAUAUGGACACUCUGUUGCAUUAUAUCAGGAUGACAUUUACAUGUAUGGAGGCAAAAUUGAAACAAAUACUGGGAAUGUCACUGAUGAAUUAUGGAUAUUCAACAUACCCAGUCAGACAUGGAGUACCAGAAUACCAGCAGUACUUGUUCAUGGUCAGCAAUAUGCCGUGGAGGGCCACUCUGCACACAUAGUGGAGUUGGAUAGCAGAGACAUUGUCAUGAUUGUAAUUUUUGGUUACUCUGUGAUAUAUGGUUACACAAGCAGCGUGCAGGAGUACUAUAUCAGGUCAAAUUCUUGGCUUGUGCCAGAAACAAAAGGAGCAAUUGUGCAAGGUGGAUAUGGCCAUACCAGUGUUUAUGAUGAAACAACGAAGUCUAUUUAUGUUCAUGGGGGAUACAAAGCAUUGCCUGGUAAUAAAUAUGGAUUGGUUGAUGAUCUGUACAGAUACGGCGUUAACACAAGGACAUGGACAAUUUUGAAAGAGAGUGGCUUUGCAAGGUAUCUCCAUUCAGCUGUCUUGAUCAGUGGAGCUAUGCUAAUUUUUGGUGGAAACACCCAUAAUGAUACUGCGUUGAGUAAUGGUGCAAAGUGCUUUUCCACUGAUUUCCUGGCCUAUGACAUUGCUUGUGAUGAGUGGAAAAUUCUUCCUAAGCCUAAUCUUCAUCAAGAUGUGAACAGAUUUGGCCACUCUGCAAUUGUCAGCAAUGGGUCUAUGUAUAUAUUUGGAGGUUUUUCAAGCAUUCUGCUGAAUGACAUUCUUGUGUACAAACCUCCUAACUGUGAAGCAUUUAGAGAUGAAGAGCUUUGUAAAACAGCUGGACCAGGGUUGAGAUGCUUAUGGAACAAAAAUCACUGUGUAUCAUGGGAAUCAGGACAUGCUAAUAACAUUCUCAGGGCAAAGUGUCCCAGAAAAUCAGCUGCAGCAGAUGACAGAUGUUACAGAUACGCAGACUGUGCCAGCUGUACUGCCAAUACAAAUGGUUGUCAAUGGUGUGAUGACAAGAAGUGCAUUUCAGCAAAUAGCAACUGCAGUGUGUCUGUGAAAAACUAUACCAAAUGUCAUGUAAGGAAUGAACAGAUCUGUAACAAGUUGACUAGCUGUAAAAGCUGUUCACUGAACCUCAACUGCCAGUGGGACCAGCGACAGCAAGAAUGCCAGGCUCUGCCAGCUCAUCUGUGUGGGGAAGGAUGGAAUCACGUUGGAGAUGCCUGCCUCCGUAUAAACUCUACUCGUGAAAAUUACGACAAUGCCAGACUUUACUGCUAUGGCUUAAAUGGUAUCCUUGCUUCAUUAACAACCUCAAAAGAAGUUGAAUUUGUUUUGGAUGAAAUACAGAAGUAUACUCUCCAGAAAAUAUCACCUUGGGUGGGCCUACGGAAGAUUAACAUCUCCUACUGGGGAUGGGAUGAUAUGUCUCCUUUUACAAACACCACCUUACAGUGGCUUCCAGGAGAACCAAAUGACUCUGGAUUCUGCGCCUAUCUUGAAAGGGCUGAGGUUGCUGGACUGAAAGCAAAUCCUUGUACAAAUGUGGUUGAUGGCCUUGUGUGUGAGAAACCUGUUGUUAGUCCAAAUCAAAACGCCAGGCCCUGCAAAAAGCCGUGUUCCUUACGGACAACAUGUUCCAACUGCACAAGUAGCGGCAUGGAAUGCAUGUGGUGCAGCAGCACAAAACGAUGUGUUGAUUCAAAUGCCUACAUCAUCUCCUUUCCAUAUGGACAGUGCCUUGAGUGGCAGACUACAACUUGUUCUCCUCAAAACUGCUCUGGUUUGAGGACUUGUGGACAAUGUCUGGAACACCCAGGUUGUGGAUGGUGCAGUGAUCCCAGUAAUACAGGCAAAGGCCACUGUGUGGAAGGGUCUUCAAGGGGGCCAGUGAAGUUGACUGGGAUGCAUUCUGCUGAAAUGGUUCUUGAGAACAGUCUUUGCCCCAAAGAGAAAAAUUAUGAAUGGUCUUUCAUUCAGUGUCCAGCCUGCCAGUGCAAUGGACAUAGCACCUGUGCCAAUGGCAAUGUUUGUGAGCAGUGCAAAAAUCUGACUACAGGAAAACAGUGCGAAACAUGUAUGCCUGGAUAUUAUGGCGAUCCAACAAAUGGAGGCCAGUGCACAGCUUGCACGUGUAGUGGACAUGCAAAUAUUUGCCACAUGCAAACAGGAAAAUGCUUCUGUACAACUAAAGGGAUCAAAGGAGACCAGUGUCAACUUUGUGACUCUGAAAACAGAUACCUUGGUAAUCCACUCAGGGGAACAUGUUACUAUAGCUUACUGAUUGACUAUCAGUUUACAUUCAGUUUAUUACAAGAAGAUGAUCGCCAUCACACUGCCAUAAACUUCAUUGCAAAUCCUGAACAGUCAAACAAAAAUUUGGAUAUAUCGAUUAAUGCAUCAAACAACUUUAACCUGAAUAUCACCUGGUCUAUUGGCAAUACAGCUGGAACAAUAUCUGGAGAAGAGAUUCCUGUGGUUUCAAGGGCUAAUAUCAAGGAAUACAGAGACAGUUUUUCCUGUGAAAAGUUCAACUUCAGGAGCAACCCGAAUAUUACUUUCUAUGUAUAUGUCAGCAACUUUUCAUGGCCAAUCAAAAUACAGAUCGCCUUUUCACAACACAAUACCAUCAUGGACCUGGUGCAAUUUUUUGUUACAUUCUUCAGUUGUUUCUUGUCAUUGCUGUUGGUGGCUGCCGUGGUGUGGAAAAUCAAACAAACCUGCUGGGCUUCUCGACGGAGAGAGCAACUUAUGCGGGAGCGACAGCAGAUGGCCAGCCGUCCCUUUGCUUCUGUGGAUGUUGCACUUGAAGUAGGAGCUGAGCAAACAGACUUUCUACGAGGGCCAUUAGAGGGUUCUCCGAAGCCUAUUGCUGUUGAGCCUUGCUCGGGAAACAAAGCAGCAGUGCUUACCGUGUUUUUAUGCCUGCCAAGGGGAUCAUCAGGAGUUCCACCACCUGGCCAGUCAGGAUUGGCGAUUGCAAGUGCAUUGAUAGACAUUUCACAACAGAAGCCCUCAGAGUGUAAAGAUAAGAGUCUGGGAGUCAGAAAUCGAAAACAUCACCUUUCAACACGCCAAGGGACUUGCGUUUGAAAUUAAGACAUGGCAUUUGUAUACUCUGUAUUUUUUUUUCUUUUUAAAAGAGCUUCUGUUGUAAGCUAAACUAUAGCCUCAGUUUUUAUGGAGGCAACCUCUGGAUGGUGGUAAGGGUGAUGGUAAGAAGUACUGAGCCCGGGUGGAUUGACACCUUCUUCCUGGUGUGCCCCCAAAGCAGGGCAUCUGGAAGAGCAGACAUGAAAAUACUGGAUGAAUGUUAGGAAAAGAUUCUGGUACCAGUCAUGAUAUGAAAAACAUUUCUCCAUACUUCUUGUUAUCCAUAUCAGGAGGGUAAAAACCUUGGAAGAGACUGUACAUUGUUUUAUAAUGUGGAAAGAAAUAUAUCAUUGAAAAUUAAAUUCUAAAUAACUUGUUAUAUAGCUAGAAGCGAUGGGAUAUUCAGUUUCUUGGCUUGAUCAGCAUUAAGAAACAUGCAUAUAAAGAAAACAUGAACUGGCAUUCUUAGGGAUAUAAAUAUUAUUCACAUUGCCCAGAUAUGCUGGCAGAAUUUAAACUGAGUGGUAGGCGGCUAUAAACAUUUUAACGAGGCAAAAAUAACAAAAACAAGCCAUGUAUAUUCCAAGGAAUAGAAAUCUGGAUUUAUGCCUAUCAGUGAUUUCUGCCUUACAAAGGACCCUACAACAGCCCAGACUGAAGCAGGAUCUAGAGUGGACAUUAAUACUCUUACUUUGUGAGAAUUCAACAUUGGGGGUGGGGGGUAUAGGAAAGAAUGCAUGUCUGUCUUCCAUGCCAACCAACUUGACUUGUUGUCAGAGGUGACUCAGCGUGGAAAAGCCUGUUCAGCAGCCAAGAUAAUUUUUUUGCAUCACCUAUCUCCAGAAUUACAAGACUUUUUAUUCCUGUGCAGUAGGAUGCUCUACUGUGUCUCAUCAGUGUAAUAUUGAAGGACAAAGUUAAAUGUAGAUUUAAGCAUACUGAAGACUUUUGAUUUCAGUAGACCUAAAUGCACUUGAGUUUCCGGCGAACUGUAGCCUCAGUCUCCGAUGUUGAAAUUAUUGCAGAAGAAUGAUCUCUUUAUCCCAUCCUCUUCCUACGGUAGAAUCAAAAGUUCCUAACUUUCAACCCAUGUUUUUAAAAAAUCACUGCAACGUAAAGCAUAAAUCCCUCACCCUCCAUACCUGUAGGCAGUUUUAUUGUUCUUAGAAUGAUUCUUCUGUGUUGGAGGGUCCCCCAACAACCGUACACCAGCCAAAAACUAAAUAGAAAUCAUUGGCCAGAAUCCCGCUGGUGAUUUAUGUGUGUGUUAGUUCAAUUGUAUAACUUGCUGCAGGGAGCUGCCACUAAUGAACUAGGUAUUGGUCAUGUUAUGAGGUGUGCACACUAUAGCGCAACAGGCACACACUUAGUAAUGUCACUAGUCCUCAUUAGUUAAUGGGACUUCACUGUGGUGACUUAGGACAUUGAACUUACGCAUGGCCAUUGUCUAAAAGAAUGAAAGUAUAAGUUAUCAAGUACAUCCUCCUACAUCCUUGCUUUUUCUUAUUGUUGCAAAGGAUUGUUAUCCCUGUGACAGCUUUCUGUUUGUGCAAGGGACUCCUCCUAUUUGCAGGAGGAGGAAUCUGCAGCUUUAAUCCACACAAUCUAGGAGAAGCAACUAUCAUGAGAUAGGAAGGUUGCCAAUUCUCCUUUGUCCCUUCAUGUCACUUCUCAUGCUGCUCUUAGAGGACCUUGGCCCUCCAGAAACAGCCCUCUGAACAUGAAAAUGACACCACUCAGGGAUCUCUGGAUCCAGCCCAUUAUAUUUAAUGGGAAUGCCUCUUGCAAAAGAUGGCAGCAAGUUAAGUACAGUGGUAUUAUGGCUGCAUGUCCAUGGCACAUGAAAUACAUUUAAGUGAGAUCAAGUCAGACCACUUAAGUUUCAACUAUUGUAUUCAGUUUCAUUAACUUCUGUUGGACAUCCAAUUUGAGGAGGAGGUGGAUUGCACGUUUAAUUGGUUAUAGAAAAUUAAACAACCCAGUAAUCUUACUAUAACUUCCUGGAAAGCGCAGAAUAGCAGCUUUUAGUUUGCUGUGUUCCCAAUAUGGGAGAUAUCCACAGAGGUAUAACCUUUGAUAAACUCUGUACAAAUAUAAUUGAUGUUUACUAUUAUACCCACAUUUUUACUUUAAUUUUAUUUCAGGAAGGGGAAGACAUUUCACUGUUUACACUUUGACUACAUAGUUAUUUGCAUGCCAAGGUGGUACAGUAGCAGUAAUAAUGCCCUGUUUGUGAGUUGGUAGUGUUUCUUUUGUACUAUCAUUUGACUGCUUAAUUUGGAUGAGGACUGAAUGUAGAAAUAAGGAAAUACAUUAAAAGGAACUGCUGUACAGUACAUAGUUCCUUCUCAUCCAAGAUCAUUAGGCUAUAUUUUAUCCUGAUUGCUCAACAAUUUGGAUUAGUUGCACAUUGAUAAAUUAUGCUGGCAUGAUUUUUGGGAUAUUCUCAUGUCUCAAAGGGGACUAGUUCUUAUGCUAAAGUUAUGUUGUCACAAUGUGAUGAUUUUUGUUGACUGUUCUUACCUCAUUUUGUUAUUAUUCUGUUUAUAAUAAUAUGCUCAAGUGGGCAACUUGAGCAUCCCAUCCUCAGAUCACUUCUUUAAAAUAAAAAGGCUCAAAAACCCCUACUGUGGGGGGCAAUGAUGCCAUGUUUUGUGAAUCCCCCUACAUUCCUCUCCUCCCCCCUCCCCAAUUUAUAAUUGAAAAUGAAAACCAGUUUGGGCCACUAGCAGAUGCAAGGGGCUUUUUUAAAUAAACCCCUAAUUUUGUAUGGAAGUAUUUGAGGGGCAAGGGGGUACACAUGCAGUCCUGCAAGAUCCGGGAGUGGAUAUGUGCAGCUCCCUAAACCUCUGGAACUUGUCCAUUCCUAUUCUAAAGCAAAGGGCUCCAUUCUCUAAGGACUUGCAUGCUAGGAAAUCAAUCCAAGUGACCCAAUUUAUGGCAUUUUGUUUUGUUUUUUCAGAAUUUACAUGGGGGAGGAGGGAUGCCUAUUGAAAAUUAUCAGUUAAUGAGCAGAUUAAUGAUCUUUUGUGACUUCAAUAAAGGUCAGUUUUGGUUUGUUUGGGUUUUUUUUUUUUUUUGGCUUGUUUUGAAAACCCUUCUGUCAUUGUAAUGUUGGUUUGCUUUAAAAUGUCAUUAGAAUUGGCAUGUAUGAUGAAUAAGAUGAUUAUUUGAAGAAAGACAAAAGAGAAAUAAAAGACU